AAGCAGCGUUGAAAAAAACGAUGUCAUAUCACUCUGCCCUGCUUGCCUAGAUGGCCUGUUCCCUGCAGAGCUGCUGGAUUACAAAUGUUGCUGUUCAUUCAACAAUUAUUGUCAUGCAAUGGUAAGUUUUAAUAACUUUAUCCUUAAAACAAAACCAACACUAUUGAUUGCAAGGGUAAUCAGUGAUUCUCAUGCUUGCAUAUGGUGUUUUUUAUUAAUAUGCUACGCAGGCUCCGUUGACUCGUGCUAACUUAGUCACACAGGAGCCCCAAACUAACAAUUGACAAACUGCACGGGAUAUGUUGACAUCAACUCCACUGACUAAUUAAACCCCCGCCAACUCCCAAGAUUAAGCCUUAUGUCAAAAAUUCUGAACUUCCUCUUUCAUUUAUAGGAAAGUCAAUAACAUGCAAGGACAUUUUUCGGCCACCAGGGGGGAAGGGCACUGUCCCCCUGCCCCCGUCAAGCUCCGCCUAUGAUUGGAUGUCAUUGAUGAACCUCCAACUAAAAAUGGAUUGAACGUCAACCGCUGGCAAUGGCACUGAAACAUGACCACUCAAUGCCAGCUAUCCCAGUUUAAAUGGAUUUGAUGUCUACAGCUGUCGAUGGCAGUUCAUGGCAUCUCUUAAAAUAAUUUAUUCAUGUCCAUGACAGGUUUCAUGUCAUGAUUAUGACAUCCUUAUUAUGACAGUGUUAUGAUGAGCAUUCAUAUCAAGUGUGCGCGAACAUUGUCAUUUACGAGUAUGCAAACACAAAAAAGAAUUAGAUGCUCUUUCAUCAUAAAAGUAUAACGUUUCGACCUUAUUCUGUUCUUCAGGAAUCAGCAUUGGAACAUUGGCUGGUUUCGUCCAACUCACCUGUUCAUUCAUUCAUUCGUUCGUCUUCAGACAGACAGAAAAACUAAGAAUAUAAAAUUCUGUUAAAACAAUUUUACAUUUGAUUGGCAUGUUUCAGGGCAUUGACGGUGAUAGAUGUCCAAUUCAUUUUAUUUCUAAUGAAUUGGACGUCUAUGGCCGUCAGUGGCAAAGAGGUUGAAAAGUGCUCUCAAUUCAACAGGUAAUUUCAGGUUCGAGUUUUCCAUCCAAUGUGAGUCUAAACCAUCACCGGUGACGGCCAAUCAGCUCAGGGCUUGCUGGGAUUGGUCCGAUAUUUCUUCAACCUUCUUGGCAUCCUCGGCAGGCAAACAAACAGCCAAGGAGUCACCACCUGCACCUCCAGUUGUAGCCGACGACCCCUUGCGCUGCUCCGCAUCUUCCUCCUGGGGAUGGAGAACGGCCGCUGCUUCGCCAACCGCUUCUCAGACUACAACCAAGGCGCGCUGCUUCCCGACCACGGUGCCGAAAGCGUGGUUCCGGUCGUGGUGGCUACUGUGGAACGGAUCCUCCGAAAGGUGUCCGAAUUCAGCGACUCGGACGAAUGCGAUGGCGGGCUAUACGACGGUCCGGCCGGCGUGGCGUACAUGCUGUACUACGUCAGCGAGUGUCCGCUCUUCUCCGAACGGCGCGACACUUACCUGAAGGCGGCCAAGCGCAUCAUAGAUGUGGCCGUGCGCGCCGCGGACGCCGAACCAGACCGGAGCAUGCGCGCCGCCUUCCUUCUCGGCGGGGCUGGUGUGUACGCCGCGGCCGCCAUGAUCUACAAGUCUCUGGGCUUGGCCGACUUUGUCAAACCGCUGACCAAAUUUCGCAACCUGUGGGAGGUGUGCGCGCCUAUACAUUUCCUGGAGUGCGGUUCCGAUGAGCUCUUUGUGGGUCGGGCCGGGUACCUGUGUGCCACCCUGGUCCUCAGGCAGAAGCUGGGCAUUGAGAUUCUCAGUAAGGACCAAAUCAAAUCCAUCUGCCAGGCCAUCAUUGAGUCUGGAAAACAGUACGCCAGGAAGAAGAGAAAGCCUUUCCCCCUCAUGUACUCCUACUACGGAACUGAAUAUCUCGGUGCCGCCCACGGCUUGUCUUCGGUGCUGCAGAUGUUGCUGAGCUACCAGGACCUGCUGAGCGGCGCUGACAAGGACCUAGUGUGGCAGAGCAUAGACUUCCUCAUGAACCAGGAGCAGAACUGUAACUGGCCCGCUGAGCUGGGCGCCAUCAUUGAGCGCGAGAACGAACUGGUCCACUGGUGCCACGGCGCUCCGGGAGUGGCGUAUCUUUUCGCCAAGGCCUAUCUGAUUAACAAGAAGCCUCAGUACUUGGACACGUGCAUCCGCAGUGGGGAGCUGGUUUGGCAGAAAGGCCUUCUGAAGAAAGGACCUGGUAUCUGUCACGGCGUGGCAGGAAGUGCUUACGUCUUCCUGCUGCUCUAUCGUCUGACUGGCAACUCCAAAUACAUCUACAGAGCUCAGAGGUUUGCUGAGUUCCUGUUCACCGAGGAGUUCAAGACAGGCUCGCGCUCUGUCACCAGCGUGUAUAGCUUGUUCGAAGGCCUGUCCGGGACCGUCUGCUUCCUGGUAGACCUGCUGCAACCGGAGCAGGCCGAAUUUCCGCUCUUCAGCGUCUUUGAGUGAACACAGAAAAACUACUCCAAGGUGAAUUUGACUUCAAGUGAAGGAGACAAGAAGGUAUUUGUUCUUUAGGUGUAUUGAAAACUGAUAUUGUGCUUUUAACAUGUUUUUAAGUCAAUGUUCAGUUUUUCAACUUUACCUCAUAUAUGGGCCGUCCACAUGGUGACGCUGCGACACCAAGACGCAACAACUGCGUUGCGGAAUGGCCUCGCCUUGACAUGGUGACGGCGAAAACGGAAGACGAGGAUGCAAACUUUUGAUUCUAGCCUCCAAAGCACAACGAUUCAAUUGCGGGGAUUGCUCCGCAACCAUAUGCAUUGAAUGCUCUCGCUCCGAUGACGUCAGCAUUCGCACAAGUCACUUUGGGCGUGCGCAGUCACUGCUAGUAAACAUUCAAAACAGCAAACAUGGCGGACCGGCGGCUUUAAUUUACUGUUUUUAUAAUAUUUUUAUUUGUUAAUCUAAAUAUAUUUUACCUUCGCAAAACACAUGGAUGCCAUUUCUUCGAGUGUUGUCUUCCAGCCUGAAGAGGUUGUUGUCAAGGAGUGCAUCAUUGGCGGUUGCCUUGUAAAACUGCACUGCCCUGUCGGGCCUGGCAUAAAUACUGCAUUGUUUUCGCGAGAAAUUGUGACGUUGUUCGAAUGGAGGCAUGUAAAUGCAAACACGAAAUUUGUUGCAUUCUUAGAGUGUCACCAUGUAAACGGCCCCUUAGUAUUACCAUCAAACUACUCCUUAUACAACCUCUGUCGAAUGUUAUAUAGACUCACCAGUAUCGGUAGAUGUUCACCAAGUUGCUUUAUUGUGUUUAAAAAAAGGAUAAUCAUGGACAUGACACAAAACUUGUGAUUCCAAAUGGCAACUUUCUGGCUUCAGGAAACACUAGAGGGAAUCAAGAGAAAAUGUUGUCGUAGUCAGUAACGGUGACUUUUUCAGACCUGGCAAAGAGAGAAAAAUAUUAAAUCACACAAUUCUGAGGAAAAAUAUGGAAUGAUAAAACACAGUUGCGUUCCCAGCUACAUGGUGCCCUGGACCCCACCCCUUAAAAAAGAACCAAACGCCAAAAACCAACAACGGUUGAGCCAUAAAAUACAGCGCAUGAAGUGUACUAAGCACAACCCAACAACAACCAAAUUUUUAAUUUUGUACUUGUUAAAAAUGCUACAUUUUAUAACACUAUCAAACCAGUUCACAGUGCACAACAAUAAAUACUGUGCAAGGAAAUAUUAAUUUAACAUCACAUACAUGAAUAAUGAAAGCAAACAAAAUGAAUAACCACAAUGGGAGUGGAUCAAACUCCCAGGUGGCAUAUUAAAAUGGUUCAGUCUAAUGGGACACUCAGAUUCCCAUUCUCUGUGUUUAGGAAGCUGAACAGGACAGGUGAAAACAAAUCAUAAUAAUUAUAGAGGAAAUACAUAUACAGUACAUUAUACAAUUAGGUCAAAUAUUCAAGUAACCGCGGUCUGCAGGGGGCGUCAUUACAACUUAAGGGGCACCAAUGAUAUAAUACAGUGGUACCUCGACAUCCAAUUGUUUUGACGUCCGACGUAAAAUUUGACUUGCCAUUUGUCUCAACGUAUAGUGAGGAUUUUUCUGUAUUUGUGUAUCAAAUACUUGUUCUCCCCACUGUAUGACGACAUGCUCGAAAUACGACGAUUUAUGACAGCAUCGCAAUUUCAUUCAAGAAGGUUAGUGCAGCUGGUGAAAAAGGAAAAAGGUGACUCUUACCAUUUAAAUUAAGAAGGAAAUGAUAGAAAAAUAUGAGUGUGGUGUGCGUGAACGGAACAACAGCAGAAUAACAAUAGAACAUGAAAAGCAAAAGUAAAAACUUCCCAUUCUACCGCACCUCUCUUUCUCGUCAGUCACACGAUGCGUUCAGGAACAGCAUGAAAAACACAACUGCUACAUUAGAACCCGAUUCGUUACAUUAAUUUGUUGUUGUUAUUAUUACUUGUAUUACAUUAUUCAGUCAUUCAAUCAUUUUGCAAACUUAUUAUUUUGAUUUGUAUUUAUAAUUUUGUUUUGCUAUGUGGAAUUUGUAUUAGUAAUUGUACCUGCAGUAUUUAUUAAGGAUUUAGCAUAGGUUUUAAGACAGUGAAACGAAUUAUUGUAGUGUUACAAACCAGGUUCUGGAACGAAUUAAAUUCAUAUGUAGCGGUACUUCUGUACUAGACAAUCCCUCGCAUGGCCCCCGAGCAAUGUGCUGUUCCGGACGACCACUCAAACUGCUCGUGCCACGAACCGUGUUGUGAUGUAAUCGGUCUUUGUCAAAAUCACACAAAUGAAAAAACAGUGUCUGCCCUAACUAAACUACCCAAACAUUUAUAGGUUUUCAUAAUUUAAUUAGGACAUUAUGCAAACAAUGGCAGAAGAGGGAAAAAUAAGUAACCAAACUAUCACAUUUAAUAUUUUGUCGCCCGCCCUUUGGCAACAACAACUUCAACCAGACGCUUCCUGUAGCUGCAGAUCAGUCUGGCACAUCGAUCAGGACUAAUCCUGGCCCAUUCUUCUCUACAAAACUGCUGUAGUCCAGUCAGAUUCAUGGGAUGUGUCAUGCCACAGCAUUUCAAUGGGGUUCAAGUCUGGACUUUGACUUGGCCAUUCCAGAACGUGUAAUUGGUUCUUCUGAAACCAUUCUAAAGUUGAUUCACCUCUGUGUUUUGGAUCAUUGUCUUGUUGCAGCAUCCAUACUCUUUUUAGCUUCAACUGUCUGACAGACGGUCUCACGUUUUCAAGCAAAACAUCCCAAUAAACUUUUGAAUUCAUUCUUCCAAUAAUGAUUGCAAGUUGUCCAGGCCUUUCUUCCAUUAAUGAUUGCAAGUUGUCCAGGCCCUGAGGAAGCUAAACAGACCUAAAUCAUGAUGCUCCCUCCACCAUGCUUCACGGUGGGGAUGAGGUGUUGAUUUUGGUGAGCUGUUCCAUUUUUCCUACACACAUGACAUUGUGUGUUACUCCCAAACAAUUCAACUUUGGUUUCAUUGGUCCACAAAAUAUUUUGCCAAAACUUCUGUGGAGUGUCAAAGUGACAUUUUCUGACCAUUAAAUGAGCAACAAUGUUUUUUUAGACAGCAGUGGCUUCCUCCGUGGAGCCCUCCCAUGAAAACCAUUCUUGGCCAUAGUUUAACAUAUACCAUAAUUUUUGCCGCUACUUUUUUCCUCAUUUUGAGUCCUGCGGUCUAUAGUCCAGUGCGGCUUAUUUGUUGAUUUAUUUGGGUUAAUAGGAAACACUUUACUUUUUUUUUUGACUGUGGCGUCAUAAGACUGCCAUGAAACCGUCAUAAUUAUGACUUGACAUUUACAUGGGCAUUAAUGAAUGCUUAUGACAGAUGUCAUUAAGUGUCAUUCGGCAAAUGAUGUCACUAACUCCAUUCAUGUCCAGCUAGGAUCUUUUACAUCCAUUCAAAAGAGAUAAGUUGUCGGAUGACACAAAAUGAUGUAUGUCAUGAGAAUUCAUUAAUGCUCAUGGCAGUGUCAUGUCAUUAUUAUGAUGGUCUUAUGACAGUCUUAUGGUGCCACUGUCAAAUAAAGUCUUACUAAAUUCCAUUACUAGCAGUUAAUGAAACAACUAGAACAGUAACUGAAGAAAUAAUUGGCACAGAACAUGAAUUCUGAUUGUGAUUUACAUCUGUAGCAUUGCAAUGCAUGCUAGGGAUGUUGGACGACAACAGCGUUGACAGCAGAGGUUGAUUGUCUCCUCCAAGAGAACAGUGAUGGCCAAAUGAGGCUUCUUGAAGCAAUAAAGCUUUGCAGCCAUUGAUUCAAAGCUUCAUGGUAGUUGAUUUGGUCUUAUGACAGACACUUAUAAUACAGUGAGGACAGCUGCGGCUUACAGUCCAGAGUGGCUUAUCUAUGAACAAAUGCCGUUUUUGUGUCAAAUUUGGUGGGUGGCGGCUUAUAGUCAGGUGGGCCUUAUAAAUUAUGGUUGUUGAUGGGUGCACAGAGAUAUUGGACACUGCCAGUGAUUUCUGUAACUCUUUAGCAGACACUGUAGGGUUCUUUUUUACCUUUCUGUGUAUUCUGCGCUGAAAUCUUGGCAUCAUCUUUGGUGGAUGCCCACUACUUGGGAGAAAAGCAACAGUGCCAAACUCUCUCCAUUUGUGGACAACUUCUCUGACUGUUGAUUGAUGAGCAUACAGACUUUAAGAGAUGGUUUUGUAUCCUUUCCCAGCUUUAUACAAAUCAACAAUCCUUGAUCGCAAGUCUUCAGACAGCUCUUUUGACCGAGCCACGAUGCACAUUAGACAAUGCUUCUCAUCAAGACAAUUCUUACCAGGUGUGCAUUUUAUAGUGUGUAGCUUUAAACCACUCAUCAGUGAUUGGGCACACACCUGACUUAAAUUGUUUGGUAAAAAUAGGUUUUAAUUGCUCUUUAAGUCUCCUUAGGCAGAGGGUUCAUUUACUUAUUUCCCCCCCCUCUGUCUUUGUUUUAAUGCUAUCCUCAUUAAAAUAUGAAAACUUAUAAAUGUUUGGGUGGUUUUAGUCAAGGCAGACACUGUUUUUUCAUCUGUGUGAUUUUGACAAAGAUUAGAUCACACUUGAUGGUGAUUUCAUGCAAAAUGUGAGAAAUUCCAAAAGGUUCAGAUACUUUUUCAUACCACUGUACAUUGUCAUGGACCAUUUUCUUCAACUUCCACCACAAAUUUUAAAUUGGAUUGAGAUCCUUACAGUUUGCAGGCCAGGAAAUUAACCUUAUGUGUCUUGAAGGACAUUUUUAGAGUCAUCUUGAAAAACGAUAUCAUCCCCAAAGAUCCUUGAUGGGACAAGAAAUGUGAAUAACAUGUCAAAAUAAAAUUGUGCAUUUAUUUAUCAAAGGUGUCUCAAGCUUCUGUUUUGUCACAGAAAUAUACACUGUCCCUACUUGGGAAUAUGAAGAAUAUUUGGUUAUGUUCUGGUUCAGCUUUGCUUCUUCUAGCGCAGUGUCUUGAACAUAUAAGCAUAGAGUUGAAAUUUUGCUGUUGACCAAAUAUUUAUUUUCUGCACCAUUAAAAAAAUACUGUACAUUUUUUAAAGAUCAGUUAUUUCUUAAUUUUUUCCCUUCUUCAACUUUUGCUCAAAAUAAUUGCAUUCAAAUGACAUCUUUUUCAGAGUAACAUUCAGAUACAGCUAAACAGUAAGAAAAGAAUACAACAGCCAAAACCUGAUUAACUCAUUCAUUUCCAUUGAUGAUGACAGAUGUCCGAUCCAUUUCGACUAAGAGGGGAGAAAUGAACGAAUGUUCAAUUUUUCAUUCGCUGCAAGCCCCCCCUACUCAAAAUGGAUUGGACAUCUAUCACCGUCAAUGGCUGCCAAUGUUAUAGUACCUUAAGGAUACUUUUGAAGUGCGUUGAUGGCGGCUUAACGUAAUGCAUAUAAGGGUUAAGAUUUUUUUUUUUUUUUUUUUUGCAUCUUAAUAUGACAUUGACAAUGCAGUCAUAUUAGAAGCCUGGAUGAUGCAUAGCGCUUAUAUGACGUCUAGAAAUAUUACAUCAAUUGUGGGAAAAUUGUAGAAAUUCUAUGCUGUGGUCCCACUGCCCCAAGCCAAGCUCUCCUAUUUUAAUGCAUACAUUGCACUACCCCCCCCUCACAAUCCCAUCACGGUGCUGGGUAAUGGCUGCCAGCUGGGAACCUGGCAGCCACAGUAAUAGGGUGGUAGGUGGGUCCCACACUUUUUCCCUAUGGCGUGGCUCCUGGGGCGUGGCCUCCCCUCUGCCUGGGCUACUGGCCGCGGGAGUGGGGGGAGGUCGGGGCUCCGAUCUUGCGUCGCCCCGUGACAGCUCCUCAGCGUUCUCUUCCCUCCCUUCUCUG
This is a messenger RNA of Corythoichthys intestinalis (scribbled pipefish), 8275 nucleotides long. RefSeq names its product lanC-like protein 3. The record is from RefSeq and is a predicted model, not a curated record. NCBI's taxonomy places the organism in Eukaryota, Metazoa, Chordata, Actinopteri, Syngnathiformes, Syngnathidae. Bases 1265 to 2497 code for a protein of 410 amino acids. The transcript is spliced from 5 exons. Gene Ontology annotation, cellular component: plasma membrane. Gene Ontology annotation, biological process: peptide modification; carbohydrate metabolic process.